Molecule: messenger RNA, 1588 nt
Organism: Nestor notabilis (Kea)
Lineage: Eukaryota; Metazoa; Chordata; Aves; Psittaciformes; Psittacidae
Gene: SMS
Product: spermine synthase
Exons: 10
Coding region: 51-1052 (333 amino acids)
Biological process (GO): spermine biosynthetic process
Molecular function (GO): spermine synthase activity
Source: RefSeq, a predicted model, not a curated record
AUUGCAAUGCUGUUCUUAAAGCUCUACAGCCCAUUUUUCAGGAGCAGGGAAUGACAGAAACAGUCCAUAACUGGGAAGACCAUGGUUAUUUAGCAACCUACAUCAAAAAAAAUGGCAGUUUUGCCAAUUUGAGAAUUCACCCUCAUGGAUUAGUGUUGGUGGAUCUGCAGAGCUACAGUGAUCAUGCAAAAGGAAGAGAGGAAGUUGAUCAGCUUCUAAACAAAGUAGAAGAGAGAAUGAAAGAACUGUUUCAUGGUAACAUAAAAAGGGUGAAACGGUUGCCAGCCAUUUUGAGGGGAGGUGUCAUCGAUAGAUACUGGCCCACAGCUGAUGGGCGCCUGGUGGAGUAUGACAUAGAUGAAGUUGUUUAUGAUGAAGAUUCACCCUUUCAAAAUAUUAAAAUCCUGCAUUCAAAACAGUUCGGGAAUAUUCUCAUCCUCAGUGGGGAUGUCAAUCUGGCAGAGAGUGACCUGGCAUAUACACAAGCCAUAAUGGGCAGCGGAAAGGAAGACUACACUGGGAAAGAAGUGCUAAUCCUAGGAGGUGGUGAUGGAGGUAUACUAUACGAGAUAGUCAAACUGAAGCCAAAGAUGGUUACUAUGGUAGAGAUUGACCAAAUGGUGAUCGACGGGUGUAAAAAAUACAUGCGUAAAACAUGCGGAGAUGUCUUAGACAAUCUGAAUGGAGAGUGCUAUCAGGUUCUGAUUGAAGACUGUAUUCCCGUAUUGAAGAGGUAUGCCAAAGAAGGAAGGAUGUUUGAUUAUGUAAUUAAUGAUCUGACUGCUGUUCCAAUCUCCACAUCUCCAGAAGAAGAUUCCACAUGGGAAUUUCUGCGGUUGAUUCUUGACCUCUCAAUGAAGGUCCUGAAACAAGAUGGAAAAUACUUCACACAGGGAAACUGUAUCAAUCUGACUGAUGCCUUGACUCUGUAUGAAGAACAGCUUAGCAGGCUUUAUUGUCCUGUGGAGUUUUCAAAAGAAACUGUGUGUGUUCCCUCGUACAUGGAAUUAUGGGUAUUCUACACUAUUUGGAAGAAACAAACGGACAUCUGAACAUCAAGCUUAUUUGAGAUUAUGCUAAAUGUACAUGCUGCAUGGAGCAUAUAGGCCUGCCACGUGCUGCAUAUUGUCAUCUUGAACCUUUAAAUUAUAUGCUGUAGAUGAUCCUGAAACUUAGUCAUGCUAUUGAUUGUGAAUUCUUUAAAUGUUUUUAUUAUUAUUUUAAUUUAAAAGCAAAUGGAAAAUGUAUAUUUUGAUGAGCUAGGGUGUUAUUUUUGAAAGUCAACUUAAAGAUGAAUAAGCAGCAAAACUAUGUAGCUGCUGAAUGCACUGAACCUUUAGAAUGUGAUCCUUUUUAUUUUUUCUUUUUGUAGAUCUUCACAAACUGAUAGAUUAAAAAAGACAUCUUUAGCAUUUCAUCCCUGAAGGGUGGUCCAUGGAGUUUGUUGGUUUUGGGUUAUUUUUGUUUUUCCACCAGAUUUUUAUCUAUGGUGCUUUUUUAGGAUGGAAGGAGUUUUUGAUUUUUUUAAAAAAUGAACAUUGCAGUGCUUCCAUGCAGAGAAGGGCAUAACUAACUAAAAAAAGAAAAA